Messenger RNA from Hirundo rustica (Barn swallow), 6354 nucleotides. It is a transcript of the gene FAM217B, whose product is annotated as family with sequence similarity 217 member B. The coding region runs from base 1002 to 2489 and encodes 495 amino acids. The record is from RefSeq and is a predicted model, not a curated record. The transcript is spliced from 4 exons. NCBI's taxonomy places the organism in Eukaryota, Metazoa, Chordata, Aves, Passeriformes, Hirundinidae.
CACCAUCCCGGGUGCUGCCGCCAUCCCGGGCUCUGGCCCCUCGCGGCCGCUGCUCUGCCCCGUCCGGCUGCGGCGCUCCGGCGCUCCGGGGCUCGGUUCCGCUGAGCGCGGCCGGGACAGGAUGCGGGGAGGCGGUUAAGGGAUAGGACGGGAUCAAGUGUAAAUAGAUACGGACAUUAAUAUGACUGUAAAUACAUAAACAGCACUGCAGUAGAAGUAAAGGUGGGUCAGGAGAGCUGUUUGUCACCUGUCACAUUUGCAGACCAUUGCGAGCCCCUGUAACCGUGCAGUUCCCUGGCGAAUGCAGUUCCUCGGAAGUAAAAGAAAGCAAUGCAUUCUGCUUCGAGUAUUUUUAGUAGGAGCUGAUGAGACAUUUGUUUUGGACGGAGAAAAAAAAAAUUAAAUACUGGAUACAAAAUUUGCAUAUAUGCAUAUCGGAAGAGCGCGCUUUGUGACACAAAAAGAACAGCUCAGCUCGCACGGCACGCAGGGGGUUGAUCAUCUGCUCUCCAUAAAUUGGGAGCAGGAACAGCCACCCCGUUGGGCUGUGACGCCCAGCCCCAGGCAGCACCUGGAACUGCGCAGGCUGAGCGAUGGGGAUGGGGAUGAGCACAUGACACGGGAGCUCUGGGAGCGCGGCCGUACCCUCAGGUAUUUCCACGCUUUGGCCAUAGUAAAUUGAACGAUGCUGCUUCCCACUGAGCGGGUGCUGGGGGAGGGGACUGUUUUCCAGCACGGUUUGGUAGCUGAUUAUCUUUCUGCUUUAAAAAUAGAAUCGCAUCGGGAGGAUUUUGUUUGUCGCCAGCAUCUCCGGGACGUGGGGAUGUCUGCUUUGGAUAUACUGUGUCUUGCAAAGCCGAAAGACUGGAGCCUCUUGAAAAUUAUGUAACAGUAAAAGUGCAUAUAGCCUUUGGAAAGAGGAAUAAUGGGACCAGGCAUUCAGGAAUAUCCCUUAUUACUGCACAGAGAGACACAGCAGCAGGAAAGCCACAGCCACACCAAUGAAAACCACAAAGGAAUGUAAUGGAAAAAGCCAUCCAAGCACCAAAGGACUAAAUAAACCAAUUUCUUAUGCGAAAUCUCCUCCUGGAAGAUUAGGCAAAAAUGUAUCAAGUGCCAUUGAAAAGUUUUCCCAUGACACUCAAGGCGGUCACCAACCAAGUGUUUUUAAGAAGGGAAGGAACCAGCUGGAUGGCAAUAAUCAGUCAAAAAGGAUCCCAAGUGUUUGCAGCUCACUGCACAGUGCACAAGGACCAAAGAGGAGUCCCCCAGAAAGAAGGCAAAAUGAAUCUUUCCUGCGCAGGAGUCCCCCAGAAAGAAGGCAAAACGAAUCUUUCCUGCACAGGAGUCCCCCAGAAAGAAAGCAAAACGAAUCCUUCCUGCACAGGAUCCCCUCUGGCACAAAGGGCAGCACACAAGAAAACUUCUGCAGGGCCAAGGAUGUCCCAGUGCAGCGUUUUUAUUGUGGUAAAAAAGAACAGCUGGGAAAGAAUCACGAAGAAUUCAUUGCUGAAGCCAGUCCAGGCUCUUCGAAAUGGCAAGAAGCAUCUGUAGGUGAAAUGUUUCUUGAUUUUGAAUCGGUACAAAUCAUUAAAGAAGAUGCUGAAGAUGAUAGUGCCAGUGACCUGUCUGACUCAGAAAGGAUUCCCAUUCCCCCCUCUCCCUGCACACCACCAGAGCUCAUCCUCAGAGCUGAAGAAAUCGACCCGGUUUGUUUGGAACACAUCCCUGAAAUGGGAUUUAAAGAAUCCGAAUAUUACUACCCCGACUUCCUCCCACCCCCUUUCAACUCGUGGGACUUGAAGCAGCUGGCCAUCUGUGCCUACGUGGAAGGGAAGAGCGAUUUCCGUCCCAAGCCCACGGGGUCCCUGGAGAAAUACAUCGAGCGCCUGGUGCAGCUGGAGUGGCUGCAGAUGCAGACGGUGCAGAGCGAGAAGGGCAGGGCCACCAAAGCCCGGCCCCAGACUGCCCCCGGCCCCGCCCGUGCCCUCAAGAGCCCCGGGAAGGGCAAAGCCUUGCUCAGCCCUGUGCCCACCAGGCAGGCAGUGCCCCAGGAAGGCGUUCCCAGGCUGCCCAGGAGCUGCUUGGGUCACAGGGCAGAGCCGUACUCCGAGGACACUCGCCAGGUGCGUUCCCAUCCAGGCCACCUGAAACUUCCUGAGAGAACGGGAUGUGCAGCGUCUACUCAGAGGCAAACUGGUGAUGGAAGGAGUGAGCUGAAGAAGAAACCAGCUGCAAAGCAGCAGCUUCUCAGUCUGCAGCCUCCCGAGAGCAGCUCUAAAAUCCAAAGUGUUGGUAACAUCAGACCCCCUAAGCAAACCCCAGCGUUCCACGCUGCAGCUGCUCCCAUUAAAGGCUUAAAAACAUACGUGUGUACAAAUCCAAAGAAAAAUGGCAAUGCCAGCAAUUAUGUUCCUCCUAAAAAACCAACAGUGGACAGGAAAAUAAAAACAAAUGGCACAAAGCAAACGCCACGCAAAUUUCAGUGAGGCAAAAAUCAUUAGGGAAUGUUUAUGUUUCUGGUCCUUCAUAGGAGGAUCCUGAGAAAAGUGUUCCUGACACGUGGUUCUGAGUCAGCACGGUUCAUUUCUAUAGAUUUGAUCUUAAGCCAGCAGGAAAUGUUUUCCCUGAAGGCAAGUGUCUUCCAUUGGUCUUUCCUCAAAAAUACUUAUAAUCGCUCAAAGAAGAUAACGAUAGCACAGUGUGAAGUUUAGAGAAGUGUAGAAUGUCCUGUCUGCACCAGCUGAAGUCUGAGUGUUCCUUGGACUUACCCUGCUGGGUGUGAGGGAGUAGGGUCCAUGCUCUUUCUCCUUGCCCAGGUGUGCUUUUUGUAAGACAGGUUUGACUGUGGUGUUUUUAUAAAAUAAUGGAGCCUGUUAUCUAUGCAAAGUCAACUCUAAUUCUUCACAGAAGAUGAUGAAUCGGAUAUUUUUGAUGAAGUAGAUAUUAUUUUUUUGAGAAGAAGGAUGGAGAUAAUGUUUUGAAAUAAUUUAAUGCAGAAAGAAUUCUUUUUAAGACAAAGUAUUAGGGACCAGGCAGCUUCAAUAAUGACAGAUUAAGAAAAUAGAAUGUGUAUUUUUAUACCCUGGAAUCUUCACUGUGUUUACAGACAGCUCUCCUGGAAGUUCAUUUUGUAGGCCUUGAUGCUUUUUGUCAUUUAGGGGAAAUGACCAGAUUUCAAAUUGCACAUGGAUAUAUUUGAGUAAUGCAAACUAAGGCUUUUAGCAGAGACUAUAUGGCCUGGUUUUCAGAACUGGGAAUCAUAAAACCCAGACUCCUAGGGGAAGAAUUUAAAGGGUGUUGUAUGUUCAAGUAAAGAUAUAUUUUGAUACAGAAGAUUCCUAUUUUUGGUCACCUAAGAUUACUCUUAUUUGUCCUGUGGUCCAGUCUAGCUUGGCUUCUUAAGGUUUAGGGAGGUGAGAUGGGGAAAUGUCCUGCAGAAAGAAAUUGUACAACCAGGAUUGGGUCCUGUCCUUAGGCCUUCUGUCUUCUCUUGUGUCUGUGAGAUACAGGGGAAUACAAAAGACAGUUUGGAGAAUAUUCAGGUGUCACUUGAUCUGUUACAAUUUCAAAUCAGUCACAGCAGCUGGGGACAGGAUCUUGUUAAGAUAAAAUUCUAAAGAAUGUUUUUACUUCCACUGUAAAAUCCUGGUCAGUGUAUUUUCCUCCUCAGCCACCAGUCCCAGUGUUCAUGAGAAGUGAGCUGAGGUCUGGUGGACCAGAUUCUGCAAGUGAGUCCUUGACAUUGUGAGAGAAAAUGAAAAAGUAGCAAAUACUGAAGGGUACAUUAUGUAUAUAGCUAAAUUGCACUUCUCUUGGUGAGCUCAUCUUGAUUUUAAGAUGCUUAGCUGUAUCUUUCAUUGUGCCUACCAGAUCUUCAGCUUUGUAAAACUUCAAGGCAUGAAUUUAUAUGUAGUUUGAAAAGUGAGAAUAUUAAGAAAUGUAGUAACAAAGUAGAGUAUUUUACAGUACAUGAAAACAUUGCUCAGGAAUAGUCUAAGAAAUAUUUUUAGUGGUUUUUUCCUAGUCUACUGGAGACCAAAUGUGAAAUUUUGAAUUGGUAAAGGAAAUGAAUGUAAUAGACAGUGUUACAUUUCCAGAAUCAGUAUUUGUAAAGUUACACUUAAUAUGAACUGUAGUUGCAUGUACAUUCAGCUCUAUGCAAUUCAAGUGAAACUUAAUCUGAGAUGCUCAAAGACCUGGGAAACUGGCUGUGCCAGAGGUGUGGUGGCACUCAGGAUGGGACGGAACACCAGCAGCUGCAGAGGACCAGCACAUCCCAGUGCUGCUGUUUCACCCUUUUGUUUUGGUCCAGCCUUGUGUAUUUCAGCUUUUAUAGAUGAAAAGUUCCUCCACCCAGUGUUUUCAAGCAUUUCAAUUAUUUCAAGCUAUGGCCAAAUUCUGCAAGCCUGCCUUAGCCAGAUUCACAUGAACAGUAGUGAAAAAUAGGAGAGCUGCUUUGCCAAUGAUCAGGAUUUCAAUGCACUGUUCUAGUUCACUGUUACAAGCACCAAACCUGAGGUGAACAGGAUCCAAGCAAUAAUCAGAAUAGCAGUCUUUUAAAACAAAUCCUGUUAGAUGCAGUAAAUAAUUUAGCAUGUUGUUGUAGCAUUGAAUAUUGCUGGAUGCUAAAUUUUCUAAAUGGAAGCUUUCCUGGGUUGUAGGGAGGGCAUGUAGAUACAGGCACAUUUUGCAUGAUCACUUCUUUAAGAAUAAAUAAACCCCAUUUCAAUCAGCUGUGACCAGAGCAAAGGUGAUUGGCACUGGGAAAAGUAUUUUGUCACAGUGGUGGGAAAGUUUUAAAGUAGUGUUUGUCGUCUUACAGACACCAGUCUGUCAUUGGAGACUAAAAAGUGAAGCAGGUGCAGGUGGUGGUGCCACUUUAAAGAAAUCUGAAAACUUGUUCAUCCCUGGGCUCCGUGUGGGAUCUGGCCAAGUGAGUUUAUCUCACAGGAUAAUCACACCAGUCUAAUUUCUGUCAUUGAUUGGAUACUUCUGACACGCUUGUCUUUGUUCACGCACAGAAACAGAAAUUCUGUGUUUGCCUCAACAGACUCUGCUCUUGGCCUGAGCAGACCUGCAGGGGCUGGGUUUUAUCCCAUUUCCAUUUUAACUUCACCACGUUCUGGGCUUACACAUGAAAAGAGCUCCUUUUAUGAAGAGGACUAUGCUUUAUAUUUCUUUUAUUUUAUAUUUCCGGAUAUUGUCUUUAGAAGCACUUCUGAACAGAGCAGAAAAAACUAUGCCAUCAAACACAUUUGGCUUAAAAUUAAUUACUUAAGAUACUUCCACAGCACCAUGUUUGUGUGGCUUUUAGCCUUUUUUUUUUUUUUUUCCCAAGGUUUAGCAAUAUGAUCAUGUGGAUCUAAGCCUAGCACUGGUGAUGCUUCUUGAAGAAGACAUUACUGUGAUGUGAGAUAUUUAAACAGAGUGAUUUAUUUAUUUAUUUAUUUAUUUAUUUAUUUAUUUUGCUAGAGAAUGUAAAGGUUUAGUGUUCUGCAGCAUUACCUACAGAACAAAUAUGCUCAGGUUGUAUUUUAAAUAAACAGCCACACUCUGCUUCAGUUACAUGAGUAUAAACUUUGAAUAACUCAGUUAUUUUCAGUGAAAUGACCCUGUUAGAAGAUGUGGAGAAACAGAAUUUCACUCCAAUAUGUAUAAACUGUUCUCCUUAGUAAUGCUAAUGCAUUCUUAGUGCAUCAUGUGAAGAAAUUUAAAGCAAUACUGUUUUUCUCUUGCCAUGUUCCUUUUCCCUCCGUUGCUUGCAUCUCAUACCGAGGGCAGUAAUGUUUUCCCACCUUGUUUUCAGUCGGAUGCUGCAGGGAGGGUUGUGCUGAUUCCAUCAGGCUAAACUGCCCUGUUUGACUCCACACUCUGAGAUCUGCCCUCAUCCCGUCACUGUUCGUGUCUGUUCUGUGUUUCACUCAUUGUUAUUUGAGGUAACUUUUGUAUUUGCUAUUUAAAAGAUCUUGUUAGAAUUCGGAGAGAAUUUUGACAGUUUUUUUCAGCUGGUAUGUGCAAAAGCACAUGUCCAAAAAAGGAGCUGAUACUUCAAAUUUCUGCAGUACGAAAUUGCCUAGAAUGUACUAUUUUUUGCCUUAUUUUAAAGGUAUUGAGCCUUUGUUGCUCCCAUUGCAUUAGUGGUUUUUCAUCUGAAAAAUAAACAGACCAUGCUGUAAGGACUGAACUUGAUUAACUGAGGAUUUGCAGACCAGCUUCUGAUGUUGGUAUUCAUGGAUUCUUAUUUAUUUGAACUUUUUGUGGAUAUUUUUGCUAGUAAUUCCAUGGGAAAGUGAUCUUGUCAUUCAAAGGUACCGUAUAUUUGCUACAAUAAAAGUGAGAUACUGCCCUGUU